Prunus avium (sweet cherry) is the source of this 1372-nucleotide messenger RNA. The record is from RefSeq and is a predicted model, not a curated record. Lineage: Eukaryota; Viridiplantae; Streptophyta; Magnoliopsida; Rosales; Rosaceae.
UUUGGGUGUUUGGUAAAUCAAAUCCAAGCUGCUUAUUUAAUAAGUUGCUGUCAUUCAAAGCUGAAAAACAGAAGCAGGUGGGGAGCUGCUUCUGAAAUCUGCUGCCAGGAGAAGCAUGCGGAGGCUUUAAUGAAACUUUCAAAAUGCCUAUACUGCCCUUAUCUAUUUUAACAAAUGACACGCUAUAUCCCAUCUUUUUCUCGAUCAAACCCUACGAAGCUCAUAUCGCACUCUCCAAUCCUUGCAGCCGUUCCUCAAGUUUUCUGGAGUUGUCUCAGCAAGAGGGGCUCUCUCAAAUCUGUUCACUGAAGCUGCGUUACAGUAAGGAUGAGGAAGAAUGUGGGAAGUUCAUCUCGAGCUACAGCUACUUGGAAUAGCCAUAAUAUAGUCAUAUUCUGUGAUUUAUGCAUCAAGGAGGUGGAGGCAGGACGUCGUCCUGGCACUCACUUUAACAAAGAUGGAUGGGAAAACUUGAAGCUAAAUUUUAAGAAAGAGACGGGACAUGAGUAUGGUAAAGUUCAGUUGAAGAAUAAGUGGGAUGCACUUAAGAUUGAAUGGAAGUUGUGGAAAGAACUAGUUGGGAAAGAAACUGGUCUAGGGUGGAAUCCAAGCAAGGGUACUGUUGAUGCAUCUGAUGAGUGGUGGACUAAUAAAAUCCAGAUAAAUCCUGAUUAUGGGAAAUUACGUAAAAAAGGUAUUAGUCCUGAGAUGGAAGAAAAGCUUGAUAGGAUGUUCAUGAACAGCCACUGGUGAACAUGCUUGGGCACCUUCAUCUGGUAUACUCCCACCAGAAACUGAAGAGGCAUCCAUGGGCGAUGUUGCAAUCGAUGGAAGUGCUAGUUCAGAUGAUUCAAAUCCAGUUGAAACCAUUCAAGCUUUGAAAAACGCUGCAAGGAAGGGGAAAAAAAAGCUGCUGAUCAGUUUAACAAUAAUAUUAAGAAAGAUAAGAGAGGAAAAAUUGGAGGGGCUGCAAAAUUGUCUAGCCAAAUUGAGCGCCUUGUUGAGGUUGUUGAGAGUAGAAGUACUGCAACUUCAUUGAUGAAGAAGAUGCAAAUAGGUAGUAGUAUUGCUGAAGUGAUGGAAAUUGUUGUGACUUUACCUGGGUGUGAACCUACUAGUAAUACGUGGUUGUUUGCCACUCAAUUAUUUUUGAAUCAAGAGAAGAGAGAGAUGUUCACUACCAUGAAAACACCUGACGUCAAACUUACGUGGCUUACUUAUGAAUUUAACAACCAAUAGGGAGAGCUUGUGUGUGAAGUGCUGGUUUUUAUGGUUAAACUUGUUAUUUGGAUUAUGUAUUUGUUAUUUGGAUUGUGUUAUUUGGAUCAUGUAUGACUAUUAUGUUGGAUAUUGUAUGUCGUUAUUUGGAUUA